Messenger RNA from Oncorhynchus gorbuscha (pink salmon), 4613 nucleotides. Its product is annotated as E3 ubiquitin-protein ligase HECW2-like. The coding region runs from base 1 to 2019 and encodes 672 amino acids. NCBI's taxonomy places the organism in Eukaryota, Metazoa, Chordata, Actinopteri, Salmoniformes, Salmonidae. Gene Ontology annotation, molecular function: protein binding; ubiquitin protein ligase activity. Gene Ontology annotation, biological process: ubiquitin-dependent protein catabolic process; regulation of dendrite morphogenesis. The record is from RefSeq and is a predicted model, not a curated record. The transcript has 18 exons.
AUGCCACCAGUUGAGUACAGGAGAGAGAGUGUGGUGGGUCACUCCAGCUCCCGGUCGCGUCUCUCUCUGCUGCUCCAGUCCCCCAGCGCAAAGUUCCUGUGCAGCCCAGACUUCUUCACCAUGCUGCAUUCUAACCCUAGUGCCUACCGCAUGUUUACGAGCAACACUUGCCUGAAGCACAUGAUCAGUAAGGUGCGUCGGGAUGCCCACCACUAUGAGCGCUACCAGCACAACAGGGACCUGGUGGCCUUUCUCAAUAUGUUCACCAACAAACAGCUGGAGCUACCCAGGGGCUGGGAGAUGAAGCACGACCAGUCCGGCAAGCCCUUCUUUGUGGAUCACAAUCGUCGUUCCACUACCUUCAUCGACCCACGGCUCCCCCUCCAGAGUGCACGCUCCACUGGCCUGUUGACCCACCGCCAGCACCUCAGCCGCCAACGCAGCCACAGCGCAGGCGAGGUGGUAGAUGACACGCGACACUCCAACCCACCUGUCAUGCCCCGCCCCUCCAGCACCUUCAGUGGGUCCACUCGCAAUCAAUACCAGGACCUCGUGCCUGUAGCCUACAAUGACAAGAUUGUGGCAUUUCUACGGCAACCCAACAUCAUUGAGAUCCUGCAAGAGAGGCAACCAGAACUCGUCAGGAACCACUCACUCAAGGAAAGGUUACAGUUCAUUCGCAGCGAGGGUGUUUCUGGGCUUGCUCGUCUCUCUAGCGAUGCUGAUCUAGUCAUUUUGCUCAGCCUGUUUGACGAGGAGGUCAUGUCCUAUGUGCCACCUGCUGCCUUACUGCACCCUAGCUACUGCUCCUCCCCUCAAAGCUCCCCUGGUACUCAGAGAGCUAAUGCACGUGCCCCUGCCCCGUACAAACGUGACUUUGAGGCCAAACUGAGAAACUUCUAUCGCAAGCUGGAGACAAAGGGCUAUGGCCAGGGACCUGGGAAAGUCAAAUUGAUCGUUCGUAGAGAUCACCUGUUGGAGGAUGCCUUCAAUCAGAUCAUGUGCUACUCCCGCAAAGACCUGCAGAGGAGUAAGCUGUAUGUCAGCUUUGUGGGAGAGGAAGGGCUGGACUACAGCGGCCCUUCGAGGGAGUUCUUCUUCUUGGUGUCCAGGGAGUUGUUUAACCCUUACUACGGUCUGUUUGAGUACUCUGCCAACGACACCUACACUGUGCAGAUCAGCCCCAUGUCUGCCUUCGUGGACAACCAUCACGAGUGGUUUCGUUUCAGUGGGCGUAUCCUGGGCCUGGCUCUGAUCCACCAGUAUCUGUUGGAUGCCUUCUUUACCCGUCCGUUCUACAAGGGCCUGCUGCGUAUCCCAUGUGACCUGAGUGACCUGGAGUUCCUGGACGAGGAGUUCCACCAGAGUUUACAGUGGAUGAAGGACAAUGACAUCGAGGACAUGCUGGACCUCACGUUCACCGUCAACGAGGAGGUCUUCGGGCAGAUCACAGAGAGAGAGCUGAAGCCAGGCGGUGCAGGUGUUCCAGUGUCAGAGAAGAAUAAGAAGGAGUACAUCGAGCGCAUGGUUAAGUGGCGCAUCGAAAGGGGUGUGGCUCAGCAGACUGAGAGCCUGGUGCGAGGCUUCUAUGAGGUGGUGGACGUGAGGCUGGUGUCUGUGUUUGAUGCCAGAGAGCUGGAGCUGGUGAUUGCUGGCACUGCAGAGAUCGACCUGGCCGACUGGAGGAAUAACACAGAGUACAGAGGAGGUUACCAUGACAACCACAUAGUCAUUCGCUGGUUCUGGGCCGCAGUGGAGAGGUUCAACAAUGAGCAGAGACUCCGACUGCUGCAGUUUGUGACAGGCACCUCCAGUAUUCCCUAUGAGGGCUUUGCCUCCCUCAGAGGUAGCAAUGGACCACGAAGGUUCUGUGUGGAGAAGUGGGGUAAAAUAACCUCCUUACCCAGGGCUCACACAUGCUUUAACCGUCUGGACCUCCCGCCGUACCCUUCGUUCUCCAUGCUCUAUGAGAAGAUGCUGACAGCCGUAGAGGAAACCAGCACCUUUGGCCUGGAGUAAACUCUCCAAAAUGGCUGCCACAGCCAGGGGUCGAAUUGGGAAAGAACAAUGGUGGAGAGGAAAUCCUGUCACCUUAGCUUGAGGCGAGACGGUACACAAUGGAAACUGAAUAGACAUCUACCAGAAAUUAUCAUUUUGGAGAAGCAACAGAACUUUUGGGGACAAUUUCACCACCAAGACAAUCCCAAUUCCCCCCCCCCCCCCCCCCCUUGGCUAUACCUCCCGCCUCCAUGAUCCCAGACUUCCUGGAAUCAUGUUACUGUUCCAUUACUUGCACUGAUGCCCUCCAUUUGAUUCCUGUGUACAACAACCACACUUGUGCUUUCUCUUAUCUGUUUAUUGGCCUUGGUUACUGUAUCUCCUUUUUCCUACAGGGGCUCAGCCUGCCCUUCAAGUCCAGAGACACCUCUUCCUAAUACCCUAUGCUUCCUCCUGGAUUGACCCCCCUGUUCUGGACCUCGGAACUGUGUCUUUCUACUCUGGGACUGGAGACUAUGUACACUAUAAUACAUAAUUUGACUAAUUCCUUGUCUUCAUACACACACUCAUUCACUCUCACACACUUUCAAGAUGACUCUCAUGAUUCAUUUCUGAGGGGAUUAAAUUGUAUGUCACAGCUCCUAAGGUGCACCAAAGGCAUUGAAUCACUCCAAAACACAUUGUACUUGUCUUCUUAUGCUAGACUACAUGAGCAAGGCUCUAAAACUGGCACACACGAACUCACGAUAACAAAUACAAUUGUAGGGUCACUCUUUUUCAAAAUAAAUGAGAUGCACAUUCUCAUACACAUAUGUAGCUACACACACACACACACACACUGAGACAUUGCCUAACAUGGCUCUAUUUCUCACUAAUGAUAUUGCCUCCCAUCCACUGAACUGAUGAAUGUAUCACAUAAAAGGCUGAAUGUAUGAAACCUCAGCACCUCUGGCUUGCUGUAGUAGGAGGAGGAGCCUUUGCGGCCAAAGACAAACACCGGAGCCACACCAGGAAGUGGAUCACCUAAAAUUGGUUGAAUAUGAAAGCCAAGGCUGAAAGUGGCACCGGACACGUGCCUUGUUAUGACAGACACUUUCACUCAGUGUUUUGAGGAGGGCUGGUUGGGGACCCGAUAGUGGGGCGCACCCAUUUCUUCCUCUUGGGUCACAGCCGAAAAGUUGUAACGAGAGACUUUGUAAUGUGUAUUUGGUCAGUCAAAAGAACAUUCAAAUGGCUAGGUGUGUUACACACAACAAAAACAGAGCUACAACGCUUAAUUGUAUUCUAAAAUAGUUCCAGGAUACAAACACGAGGGCAGCACAUGAUAUGGUACUUACUUCAGUACUGUACACACAGCUAUGGAAGCAUCUAUAAGCUCGGGACAUACACUACACACCUACACAGAUGCUUAUGAUCUCUUGAAAGCACGUGUUCAUCCUGGUUUUGGACUUCUCAGUGCAUAUCCCCUACCCAACGGACUCAUUCAGACACGCACACGUGUUCACAGACACACCCUUUUUGUGUGUGUACGCAUGAUUACAACUACUGUACAGAGGUCUGUGCGAGCUAGACAGACCACUCGGGCUGGAAGCCCCACUGUGAUGCAUUGUGGAGGAAGCCUUCAUAUCUCAGCCUGGCUUGAAACCGCAUGCAAGGUCCAUCUCAGCAACUCUGUGAGCUGCACUGAGCCCGGGACCCCUAGAUGGUGUUGUGUUAUAUCUCGAUAUUUGCAUGCAGAAAUAGUGCAACACAAGUCUGUCCUUAAUAACUUUUGCAUGAGGAUAUCGCUAUCGAUGUUGAGAAAAGGGCGGGAGGAGCCAGAUAAGAACUGUAGGGUAUGCUGCUAUAAUGCGUUAUAAAUGUGUCCGUGAUGAGGUGGAAGCGGGCAAAUAAAUAUUUAGGUUUUGUGCCACAUUGUUUAUGGCUUCACAAUUGUGAAAUGUUAUAAGCUUUAUGUUUUGUUUAUAUGACGGGUUAUGACUAGUAUUACCGAAGUACUAUGGCAACACACUUUAAGGGAAUUGUUUUUGUUACAUUCAUGAGAUCACCUGUCUUGAUGAUAGGUCAGAGGUUAGAGGUCAUGGUUCAUGGCUACACAGAGAACUACACGGUGUGUGCUGGUCCUGUAUGUCUCAUCCUUGUGUACAUGUAUGUCUGCACCUGUUGUGGGUGUGUGUAAUUAUAUAUUUUGCACUGAAUGUACCAAAGGUUUGGGGAUGGCAUAGUCAACCAUGUCUCCCUAAUUUUGUCAGGUUGACAGAAUUAGGAAUGACCCCAGCCUCGGCCACACAUCCCCUUGAGUUUAGAGGGGCAGCUUCAUGGCAUGCCCAGUAACAAUUCACAACUGUUUUUAAAUCAUUUCUGCCAAUCAAUACAUUUUCCACGCUAAGGAUUUUUCUUCUGCUGCAAAUGUCCAAAUAAGAAUAAAGUCAGUUUGCUCCUCACCCAAUGAGGACCAAGCUCACCGCCACCACCACUCCCCAUGGCUGAUCAAUUACAUCUGUGUCAGAACUACUCUAUGCAAAAGCUCCUGUAUCUCUCCAUUUCACCACCAUUAUUGUAUUAAAAGACAAUGACAAAUGUCAAGUUUUAAUUAGCGAUACAUGAAUGCGUGU